Eleginops maclovinus (Patagonian blennie) is the source of this 3972-nucleotide messenger RNA. RefSeq names its product transmembrane protein 259 (gene tmem259). NCBI's taxonomy places the organism in Eukaryota, Metazoa, Chordata, Actinopteri, Perciformes, Eleginopidae. Bases 531 to 2483 code for a protein of 650 amino acids. The record is from RefSeq and is a predicted model, not a curated record. The transcript has 12 exons. Gene Ontology annotation, cellular component: endoplasmic reticulum. Gene Ontology annotation, biological process: response to endoplasmic reticulum stress; positive regulation of ERAD pathway.
UUCCGGUCUGGUUGUCCCGUCAGUCUCCAGUUAGCUUCGUUAGCUCUGUUAGCUCACUUUGCUCACACUGUAACUGCCUCAAGUCUUAAAUAUUAAACCAAUACACUACAAUGAUUCCUCACAGAUUCCGGGAGAUGCUAACUGCGAGCUAACGCCGCCGCUAUUUAUCAGUGUAACUAGUGUUAGCUGCUAGGUUAGCUCAUUUAGCGUUAUCUUCAUAUGUUACGUUAGCUAACGGAGCUAACAAGCUAACCGGUUAACAUCUGCGUUUCUCUGUUUGAUGAAAACACAGCGGAGAGAAGACGUUAGCAUGGAUUAACUCAACAGACACAACAACAACAGUGUCUGUAGAGAGGUUGAGUCCAUCGGCUCUCAUCUGGCUGUGACCCUGCCUCUGCAGAGACCUCCACCAGCUGAUCUGAGGUCAGAGUUUCACCUUCACUUUGAGAGCUCCUGGCAGCCGCCAUGCUCACCUAGACCCAGGUGUUAGUUUUUGCAGUGUGAGCAGAAUCAUCCAGAGACAAGAGAUCAUGUCUGACAACCAGGCCAACAACAACGUCCCCCCGAACAACAACAAUAACAACAACAUGGGGCCCAACAGGAUCCGCAACCCCAACAUCAACCAGAACCCCCUCAUCAACGUCCGGGACCGCCUCUUCCACGCCCUCUUCUUCAAGAUGGCCGUCACGUACGCCCGGCUGUUCCCUCCGUCCUUCAGGAGAGUCUUCGAGUUCUUCGUCCUUCUAAAGGCGCUUUUCGUCCUCUUCAUCCUCGCCUACAUCCACAUCGCCUUCUCCCGCUCGCCCAUUAACUGCCUGGAGGCGGUGAGGGAGCGCUGGCCUCGUGACGGCCUCCUGCGGGUGGAGAUCCAGAGGAACUCCUCCCGGGCUCCGGUGCUCCUGCAGUACCACGACUCCUCCGCCGGGCUGCAGGAGGAGCAGGGGGGGGAAGAGCUGAGCCUGGCAGAGCUGCUGGGGGAGGACGAAGAGGAAGAGGAGGAGAUGACGCUGGAGAUGUUCGACAACAGCUCUGUGCAGUUCGAGCUGGACAUGGAGCCUCGCCUGAAGCCCUCUCUUAUUGGAGGAGGUGUUAGAGGAGGAAGAGGAGGAGGAGUGAACAACAGUCAGGACGUCUCCUUCAGUCAGACCACUAAAGGUAUGCAGCCGCUGCAGGAGGUGUCUGAGCUGGAGAUGAUGACCAGAGCAGUGUGGCCUCAGGAGGAGUACAUCGUGGAAUACUCUUUGGAGUACGGCUUCCUGCGUCUGUCGCAGAGCACCAGGCAGAGACUCAACAUCCCCGUGAUGGUGGUCACUCUGGAUCCCAUGAAGGAUGAGUGUUUCGGUGACGGCUUCAGCCGGUUCCUGCUCGACGAGUUUUUGGGCUACGACGACAUUCUGAUGUCCAGUGUGAAGGCGCUCGCUGAGAACGAGGAGAACAAAGGGUUCCUGAGAAACGUGGUGUCUGGAGAACAUUACCGCUUCGUCAGCAUGUGGAUGGCCAGAACUUCUUACCUGGCCGCCUUCGUCAUCAUGGUCAUAUUCACUCUGUCCGUGUCCAUGCUGCUCAGAUAUUCUCACCACCAGAUCUUCGUCUUCAUCGUGGAUCUUCUUCAGAUGCUGGAGAUGAACAUGACCAUCGCCUUCCCAGCAGCCCCUCUGCUCACCGUCAUCCUGGCACUCGUCGGCAUGGAGGCCAUCAUGUCGGAGUUCUUCAACGACACGACGACAGCCUUCUACAUCAUCCUCAUCGUCUGGCUGGCCGACCAGUACGACGCCAUCUGCUGCCACACCAACACCAGCAAGCGCCACUGGCUGAGGUUCUUCUAUCUGUACCAUUUUGCUUUCUACGCUUAUCACUACCGCUUCAACGGGCAGUACAGCAGCCUGGCUCUGGUCACCUCCUGGCUCUUCAUCCAGCACUCCAUGAUCUACUUCUUCCACCACUACGAGCUCCCUGCCAUCCUGCAGCAGAUCCGGAUCCAGGAGAUGUUGCUGCAGAACCAGCAGGCGGGUCAGGCCAACCAGACGGCCCUGCAGGACAACCUGAACAACAACCACGCUGCUGCUGCUGCUGCUGCUGGUGCUGCUGCUGCUGCUGCAGCAGGGCCCGACAACACCGACCCUCCAGGAACACAAACCGACCAGCCGGAGUCCCCACCGGACCCCCUCACCUCCCCCUCCUCGCCCCCUGCAGCAGCUGGUGGAGGGGAGGUUAGGUCCGAACUGAACUGGGUUGCUCAGACGGCCGCCAUUAUCUCUGAAGCUUUGUCUUCUUCUAACCAGCCUGCAGGAGUGGAAGGAGCAGCAGGAGGUGCAGAGGGAGCCUCGGAUGUUGUUUCAGUUGAGAUUAAACCCACAGUGGGAGGAGCCUCAGCCCCGCCGGACCCUCCCCUGCAGCCGGAGGCAGCGGCAUCCCCCUCACAAACUGACUGCACCCCCCCACAGAGUGCCGGUACAGACUGCAGAGCAGCGAGUCCGUCCUGAGAGGAGAGCCCGGUCCUCAGGCUCUCAGGAUCAGGGGCCGUUUUAUUAUUUUAUCAUCUGGUGGAUUAGUUCCCGACACAGGAAGUGGUUUUUAGUUAAUUUCUCCUCUUCAAAUUAAAAGAAGAACAUGUUUUGGUUAAACUUCUGCUAGGAACAUAAAUCUGAGCGUCAUCUGCAUAAAGUGAUUUAUUUUACGUAGGAAGCCGACCAACAACCGAAUGAUGGAUUCAUUAUUAAUCAGUAAUCGAUUAAUAAUUGAUCAGAUAAAUGAAUGAUUAGUUGUUGAUCAGCCCUGAUUCUGACAGACUGAAGCACAACCCUGAUUUCUGUUUCAAUCUGCUUUUAAUUUAAAGAAAAGACUCUUUGAGAGCAGGAAGUGGGACGGAUGCCUUAUCAAUGAUCCUUCAGGGCCAGUCAGCAGCGGAGCCAGCUGAUUGUUUGUGCAAUAUGACGCCGUCAUACCUCAGGCUCUGCCUCCUACCCUCACUGUGAUGCGCUCAGGCACGAGGCUCUCUAAGGAGACACCUGCUGGUGCGUUCAGGUUCCCCUCGUCAGCUUGUAAAUGUCAGUGUUGUCUGUUUGCUACGGUCGUCACGUCACAGCUUAAGGCAAAUACACACAACCCCUGUGGUUCAGUCUUCGGUCCUUGAAUGCACCAUGAGCUGGGGUACCUGAAAGCACCGCAGGCUGUUGUGAAGGAGGCGGAGCCUGCAGUGUGACAUCACAGGAACUGGACAAAGUGAUGGGGGGAGGGGGGGGGGGGGUAUUUUUCUUCUCGUGCCUCUGCUGGAUGACUGUAGCCUCGUUAGCUGAUCUGAAGCCUGAAACUCAUCAAACUGUAUUUAACUGUCCAGUAAAGCAGUGCAGCUGUUUGCACACAGACGUGGGUUGUUGUUAUUUUUGUUGCUGUUAUAAACAUAUUAUUUCUGUCUGUAUUUAAAGCUCAGAUUUAAUGACUGAGGGGAAUGACUUGCUAAGAGUUUAUUUGAGAUUUUUUUGAAACAAAUGUCACCAUAAACCAUCCUUUAAGAAAAAGAAAGAAAUCCUAAUGAGAGUUUUAAUAUUUGAAGUUGAUAUAUUACAAUAAAGUAGUAUUUAAAGGAUUCAAUAUAAAACUUCUUCUCGAGGGUCUUUGUUCUGGAACACAUAUUUUAGACUAAACAUUAAAAUCUUUCUUUUGAACCCUUUCCUAAAAUGAAGUCAUAUCAUAGUUUGUCAAACCAAGUGUUACGAUAAGUGAUAGAAAGGUCAUAGGUUAAGUUUUUAUAUUAAAAAAACUUUGUCAUCGCAAAACUUAAAGUGGCCUAGUUUCUCAUGGUGUAGUACGUCAUGAAAAAGAAAAGGUCAUACUGUAAUGUCUUCAAAACGAUUGUAUAAUCAUUUGGAGAAAAACAAAUAGUGGUGUGUCAUAAAAAGAAAUAGGCAGUAAAAUGUGUAAAAAAUAAAAGUCAUAAAGGCUGAAAUAAUUUGUAUUUAAAAAUAAAUGAAG